AAGCUGGAACCCGGAACCCGAAGGAAAGUAGAUACACAGUAUAAACCACAGACAUGGACAGCAAAAGUACAAGUGUAUCCAUUGGGAAAUUCCCAUUUGAUUAUACUGAAGAACAGGUUUUAGAAAUCGCCAAGUCAGUAGGCCCUGUGCUCGAUGUCAAACUUUUGUUUGAUGACCUUACUGGUAAAUCUAAGGGAUACGCCAUCAUAAACUACGCUGAUAAUGAAACUGCUGCUUCGGCAGUACGAAAUUUGAACUAUAUGACGUUACCCAAUGGACGAUUCCUUAAAUGUUCAUUCAUUAGUGAAUUCGAGAAUGAAACUAUUGCCAAAUUACCGCCAUUACCCUUGGGUAUACAAAUCCAUCCGAACCAAAAUGCAUCCCAAGUCAUUUCUAGCAUAUUGUCUAAUAUCGAUUCACAAGCUGCAUUGCAGAUCAUGAAAGAGAUUAGAGAUAUGAGUGUGGACAAUCCUAAAUCUACAAAGUUGUUACUAGAACGAUUUCCUCAAUUGGCCCUUGCGUUGGUCGAACUUGGUAUGAUUUCAAACACAACCAAUCAAGAAUUAAUUGAGUUGACGUUGAAUAAACGAAUUCCCGACCUUAAAGAACUUUCGUAUGAUCAUGUCAGGUUAUUACAUGCAGUCAACGAUUUGAGUGAUUCAGAUAUAACUACCUUGGAUGAACGUCAACAAGAGAUUGUUAAGAAAGUCAAAGCAGAAAUAGAAAAGGGAACGUAUGGUGAAGUAUUAGAUAGUGCCGCUUGAUAUAGACAUGCAUAACUGUAAUCCUGCACGAGCAAUCAGCUAACCUCGGUAUUAGUCAACAACAAGCCACCUUCCAUGUUCACCCACCCAACAAGUAAAAGAAAUCAGAUAUUUUUAAGGUGCGGAGUUAUACGAGUGACUGCUUGUAAAAUUUCUUGGACCACUGUUCUAGACGUGGACAAGGAAAGAACAGCUGUAUAACAUAUGAUUAGAUAUAACGAUUACAAAUUCAUAGUACAAGAAAUGACUUAAAAUUAGUC
Molecule: messenger RNA, 1024 nt
Organism: Spathaspora passalidarum NRRL Y-27907
Lineage: Eukaryota; Fungi; Ascomycota; Pichiomycetes; Serinales; Debaryomycetaceae
Exons: 1
Coding region: 54-764 (236 amino acids)
Cellular component (GO): mRNA cleavage and polyadenylation specificity factor complex
Molecular function (GO): mRNA binding
Source: RefSeq, a predicted model, not a curated record